GUUCACUGCCCCCAUUAGCUCUCUUUUUGCAAUCGACUUUUUCUCUACUUAUUUUAGACUAUGUGGGAUGUUUUUAAGUGUUCACACCUGGUUUAUAUAGCAUAAAUACAUACUGCACUAUGGGACAAGUGCUGUAUUUUCUAUUACUAGCAAGAGUGGUAAAUGUUAAUUAUGUAGAUGCUCUGCUGUAUGUAAUGACUUUACAGCAAAAUAUUCAGCAUGUGCAUCCUGCUGAUAGUUGAUUAUAUCCCUGAAUACUCAAUUCUGUGUAUAAAAAGGUACAUAUUUAGAUGUUUUUUUCCCAAGAAAAUAAUAAAAUGUGGCCUUAACAUAAUUUAAAUUAAACUCUACACCUUUUGCUUUAUUUAAAAUGCACUAAUCUGUGAAGUACUGCUUCUAUCUACACUCCUCUGCCACCUACGCACUACGCAAGUAUUACUGGAGUAAUUCAGCUGUAUAUGCCCAAAACUGAUUCUGAAUAAGGACUAUGAUAUGCAAUACCUGGCAUGUAAGGUGACAGGAUUGGUUCCUCUGGUUUGUUGCGUAUGAAAAACAAAAAUCUAAGACUAUUACAAUACUUUUGAAAGAGCUUUUGACUCGUGGUAAGGCAAUUAAAUAAAAUACAUAAAUAUGACUGGAAUAACGGCUGAAAUAAGUGAAUCAAAAAAUAAAUUUACAAGAUUGCUUUUACUUAUUUCAGCAGGCUUUUAUGUAAUACUACAUUCCUUUAUUUCAGGAUAUAUUUCACAGCUAUCAUUAAAGCAUGGUUAAUAUGGAAUGUCAUUUUAUGAAUGUUUUUUUUUUCCACUUGCAUACCUUUGUAUAUGCCAGUACCAUGAAAAAUGACAUGGUAAAUCUUAUAUUAAAAAUCCUGUUGUAAAACACAGGACGGAGAGAUGGCGUCAAUCAAAACACAAACAAAUAAACUAAACAUGAGUGACGCUUGGGUCGAUGCCCCUCGCGCUUCAUUAGCCGCCCCAGUGACGUCAUCCCGUUUAACGGUCAGACUCGGACGCUUCACGUCAGUCGACCGGACAGACUCGGACCAUAAACCGACGGACGAGGAGUUCACAGUCUCGGUAGAAACAAGGCAGUCAAGAGAAAUGUCUUUUAUAUUUGGUUGGAUCUACAGGGGCUUCAGCAGCGUCUUACAACUAUUAGGGUUGUACAAGAAGACCGGCAAGCUGGUUUUCCUCGGACUAGACAAUGCAGGAAAAACAACGCUCCUCCAGAUGCUCAGAGACGACAGGCUGGGACAGCAUAUGCCAACGCUAUACCCAACAUCUGAGGAGCUGACCAUAGCUGGGAUGACCUUUACGACAUUUGACCUCGGGGGUCAUACACAAGCACGAAGGAUCUGGAAGAACUACUUCCCAGCCAUAAAUGGAAUAGUCUACUUGGUGGAUUGUGCUGAUCAUGAGCGACUAUUAGAGGCUAAAAUUGAACUGGAUGCUCUGUUAACAGAUGAAACCAUCUCAAACAUCCCCGUUCUUAUACUGGGGAAUAAGAUAGAUCGCCCAGAGGCCAUCAGUGAGGAUGCCCUCAGAGGAAUGUUUGGUCUUCAUGGACAUACAACUGGAAAGGGCACUGUGUCACUGAAGGAGCUGAAUUUGAGGCCAAUGGAGGUUUUCAUGUGUAGCGUGCUGAAGAGGCAGGGAUAUGGAGACGGUUUCCGCUGGCUCUCCCAGUAUAUUGACUGAUUGAUGUUCUUUUAUUAGACUUUUGUUAGCUGUAUGUGCACACAAAGACCUGUUCCACACAAAACUACCUGCAGUAGAGAGAUAUUUUUUUUUAAAUAUACUAAGUGUAGGACUUUGGCUGCCAGUAAGAAAUACAUUUUAAGUAGCUUUUGUAUCACUAUACCCUGUUCUCUUAAUGCAUUCAAAGGUGGUGUAUGUCAUAACACAGAAGGUCAAAGAUAAAUUAUGAAUCAUCAGUCUGUAUUAUUCAGAUAGUGUGUGGAGAAUAAUUUUCAGUACUGUCAUUUCCACCUUUACUUAAAGCUUGUAGGGAACUUUGUUCUCCAUAUAGAACAUGCCGCUGCUGUGAACCAGUUUCUGACCGAGGUUUAUUUUUGGAUGCCGGUGUUGCCUUACAGUGAAGGUCAAUUUAGUUGACAUCGUGGGCUUGGAGUUAGUCUUCUUUGACUUAGAAUGAACCCUUUUUUUUGCUGGCACAGAUGGGAAUCUUAAACUACCACCAGUUGUUUCCAGUUGUUUCUCUGUAAAGUGCUACAAAAGUUUGGUGCCAUAUUUGUUAUUGUUAAUACAGUAGCCUUCUACCUCCAAGGAUACUGACACAUCUCCUGAUCACACUUUUUUUUUUUAAUUCCUGAACGUUUACAACUACAGGACAAUUGUAUGAAUGUGACCACAAGUGCAUUAACUGACUUUUGCCAUGAGAAGCUUUAUUUAAUACUGCACCAUGUUAAAUAACUACAGCACAGCUAAGUGAUGUAACAAACUCAUACUACUUGUCUGCAGAGAGGAUGCCAAACUACCUGUUUCCAUGAUGCGUAAUUUCUGUGAAAUGACUUGAGUACUUUGUGAUUAGUUGCUGCUCAUAACAUGCAGCGAUAUUAUGAGAGUACUUGGGUAGUGCUUAAAAACUGUGUAUGCACAUCAUAUGCAUGAAACUACCUUUCAGUAUUAUGGAUUGUUUUGUGUAAAAGAUCUUAUUUAUAUUUUCCAGUAAAACUGGCUUGCCUUAUGCUACGUAAAGCAUUGAUAAAGGUAUAAAAAGUACAUCAUAUUCUUGUUGGAUGUGAUGUGUGAAGUUUUAGCAUAAUAAAUAUUUUUGACAAUCA
This is a messenger RNA of Acanthochromis polyacanthus (spiny chromis), 2806 nucleotides long. It is a transcript of the gene sar1ab, whose product is annotated as secretion associated, Ras related GTPase 1Ab. Gene Ontology annotation, biological process: membrane organization; intracellular protein transport; endoplasmic reticulum to Golgi vesicle-mediated transport. Gene Ontology annotation, cellular component: COPII vesicle coat; endoplasmic reticulum exit site. The record is from RefSeq and is a predicted model, not a curated record. The transcript is spliced from 7 exons. Bases 897 to 1700 code for a protein of 267 amino acids. Gene Ontology annotation, molecular function: GTPase activity; GTP binding. NCBI's taxonomy places the organism in Eukaryota, Metazoa, Chordata, Actinopteri, Pomacentridae.